Messenger RNA from Gossypium arboreum, 1357 nucleotides. RefSeq lists its product as uncharacterized. The record is from RefSeq and is a predicted model, not a curated record. The transcript has 3 exons. Bases 276 to 980 code for a protein of 234 amino acids. Gene Ontology annotation, biological process: arachidonate secretion; phospholipid metabolic process. NCBI's taxonomy places the organism in Eukaryota, Viridiplantae, Streptophyta, Magnoliopsida, Malvales, Malvaceae. Gene Ontology annotation, molecular function: A2-type glycerophospholipase activity.
AAUUUGAGCCACAUUUUCGUAUCGAAAAUUCUAGCCCUCAGUCAUUCGGGCAUUUCCCAGUUUAUGCCAGAACCCCCACCCCUCUCUCUCUCUCUCUCUCUCUCUUAUCUUGUUUUCGCUGUCUCCUUUUUCAGUUAUUCCCUCGACCAAACCCUAAGCUCACUUCCCUUCUUUUAUAUCUUCUCUAUUUCCUUUCCCCAUCAGCCUUCUCCCGAGAUCCACCUUUCUCUGGUGGCUAAGAUCUGUAGCAUGGUGGCAUCUUGUGUUUGCUAACAAUGAACUUUGGAUUCCUUAGCUUUCCAUGGUUUGGAGUUGAUCCCAAAAGGGAUUCGGAUUUGACUUUUGCUUCCACAAGUGCUUCCAUAGAGCCUAAACAGAAAGCUAGUUUUGAGAUCAGGCUGUGGGGAUGGACUCUAGUUUCAGUACCUCCUAAGGCAGUGAAUGGUAAUGAUAGAAUUCGCACUCCAACUACUAUAAACAAAGGAUUAAAAAGGCGUGCACAAGAAAAUUCGGUUUUUGAGCCUCCCACACCUAUCCGGUUUAGGCCAUAUGUUUGCAAGGUUCCAUGGCAUACAGGUGCUAGAGCAUUCCUUUCGCAGUUAUUUCCACGUUAUGGGCAUUAUUGUGGUCCUAAUUGGUCAAGUGGGAAAGAUGGUGGAUCCCUUAUUUGGGAUAGGAGGCCAAUUGAUUGGUUAGAUUUUUGCUGCUAUUGUCAUGAUAUUGGUUAUGAUACUCAUGAUCAAGAAAAGCUUCUGAAAGCUGAUUUAGCAUUUCUAGAAUGCUUGGAGAGACCUCAUAUGAGCACAAAAGGUGAUCCGUAUAUCGCUCAACUUUACAAGACAAUGUGCACUACAGGUCUCAAAAAUAUACUAAUCCCAUACAGAAGGCACCUUGUGCAGCUACAAUACGGGCAACCUCUAAUUGAUUUUAGAUGGAUAAAUAAUAUGAAAAGGAGAAGUUGGAAUUUUCAGAAAACUUGAAAGCAGAUCAUGCAACCUUUGUGAGCAAGUUAUUCAGAUGGCCCUAUGUAGAAUGACAGUAGCUGGAUUUUUUAACAAUGUUCUGUCCUAUCCUAUGGUACAUUGAUGUUGACUUUCGAGUGUCAGCAGCUUGGAGCAACUUAUUAUCAUGGUCUUUGUUGGAAACAUGCAACAUUGAUCUUAUUUGAAUUUCAAACAAAUGUUGUAUGAUGUAAAUAAUUAUCGCUGCAUGUGUAUGCUAUUUCAAACUGUGAAUAUUAUGCAAUUGUAUUUGAUAAUAGCAUAUGCCAUCAAUCCGCACAUGUUUAUUGGCUGUAAAUAUAUAGUUUGGGUAUGGCUAUUAAAUUUUCUCACUGGGGUCCUUUUUCAGUUAUUAA